UUUUGCAGUGUACUGACUGGAGACUAUCAACCCACUCAAACCCAUUGGCGCACCCUAUCAGACAGCGGAAGUAUUGAGCAAAACAAUCUCGGAAAGAUGUCCGGCCAGGAUGAUCCAGUUCAGAGAGAAAUCCACCAGGAUUGGGCAAAUCGCGAGUAUAUAGAGGUGAUAACGAGUAGCAUAAAGAAGAUUGCUGACUUCCUAAAUUCAUUUGAUAUGUCCUGUCGGUCCCGGUUAGCCACUCUUAAUGAGAAACUGACUGCCUUAGAGAGGAGGAUUGAAUACAUUGAGGCUCGGGUUACGAAAGGGGAAACUUUGACCUAGAGCUCUGGAUGGCCUACUGAAACAACAAAUACACCCCAUCUCCUAAUUUUCUGUGAAUUAUUUUAAUCUAAUUACUGUAUAUUGUACAUUUGAGACCCUUUGUUGAUUAUUUAGAAAAUGUUUAGCAGACUGUUUUGUGUGUAACAUUUUAAACUCUGUACUAAAUGUAUACGCAAUUUCAUCAAUUUUUGUUGGUCAAGAAUUGAGUGUCCACUCAAUCAUGGAAUGGAGAACAUGCUUAUCACCCCAGAAAUCACUGUACAACAGCAUUUUUUUUUUUUUAUGAAGUGAAAAUAUUGCAUAGAUAUCUACCUGUGUUUGAAACAUUUGUACAAUUGAUUUACUUGUUGAGAAUCAUAAAAAAAUAAAGUGCCAAGUUGA
Messenger RNA from Esox lucius (northern pike), 705 nucleotides. RefSeq names its product probable protein BRICK1. The transcript is spliced from 3 exons. Gene Ontology annotation, cellular component: SCAR complex. Bases 97 to 324 code for a protein of 75 amino acids. Gene Ontology annotation, molecular function: protein-containing complex binding. Gene Ontology annotation, biological process: cell motility; actin filament organization; regulation of actin polymerization or depolymerization. The record is from RefSeq and is a predicted model, not a curated record. NCBI's taxonomy places the organism in Eukaryota, Metazoa, Chordata, Actinopteri, Esociformes, Esocidae.